Eufriesea mexicana is the source of this 1035-nucleotide messenger RNA. RefSeq names its product myb-like protein I. The coding region runs from base 1 to 1035 and encodes 344 amino acids. The transcript has 5 exons. The record is from RefSeq and is a predicted model, not a curated record. NCBI's taxonomy places the organism in Eukaryota, Metazoa, Arthropoda, Insecta, Hymenoptera, Apidae.
AUGGUCGCAGAGAUGUUGAGUCUAUCAGUGUUGAUAGACCAAGCAUUGUUUCUUUACUAUGCUUCGAUUUUGGGAGUGAUUGGGGUUCUUGAGGAUUGGCUGAGUUAUAGAGAGGUGUUGGGUCUAUCAGUGUUGAUAGGCCAAACAUUGCCCCUUUACUAUGCUUCGAUUUUGGGAGUGAUUGGGAUUUUUGAGGAUUGGCUGAGUUAUAGAGAGGUGUUGGGUCUAUCAGUGUUGAUAGACCAAGCAUUGUUUCUUUACUAUGCUUCGAUUUUGGGAGUGAUCAGGAUUUUUAUGAGUUGGGUGACUUCUAUAUGGGAUAGUCAAAGAGUUCACCUGAACUUUACAGUGUUAUUUUAUCCAAGCAUUGUUUCUCCAACGUGUUCCAAUUAUUCGAAUAACUGUGAUUUUUGUGCAUUAAUUGGUCACACAAGUGCUGGAUCUAUCACUAUACAGCAAUGCCAAAACAAUAACAUUGGCAAUGAUAACUAUGACAACACCAAUAACAAUAGCAGAGGCAGCCAGAAUAGCAACGACAACAACAAUAGCAGCAACAACGGCAACGACAAUAGCAGCAACAAUGACAACGACAACGACAAUAGCAGAGGCAACGACAACGACAAUAGCAGCGACAACGACAACGACAAUAGCAGCAACGUCAAUGGCAACGACAAUAGCAGAGGCAACGACAACGUCAACGACAACGACAAUAGCAGCGACAACGACAACGACAAUAGCAGCAACGUCAAUGACAACCACAAUAGCAGCAACAUCAAUGACAACGACAAUAGCAGAGGCAACGACAACGACAAUAGCAGCAACGUCAAUGACAACGACAAUAGCAGCAACGUCAAUGACAACGACAAUAGCAGAGGCAACGACAACGACAAUAGCAGCGGCAACGACAACGACCACGACAAUAGCAGCGGCAACGACGACGACGACAAUGACUAUAGCGGCGACAACGACCACGACAAUGACAACGACGACAAUAGCAGCAACACCGAAAACAACGACAACGACAACAUACUAUAG